Cercocebus atys (sooty mangabey) is the source of this 2109-nucleotide messenger RNA. It is a transcript of the gene CUNH13orf46, whose product is annotated as dentin matrix acidic phosphoprotein 1. The record is from RefSeq and is a predicted model, not a curated record. The transcript is spliced from 7 exons. NCBI's taxonomy places the organism in Eukaryota, Metazoa, Chordata, Mammalia, Primates, Cercopithecidae. Bases 1121 to 1699 code for a protein of 192 amino acids.
GCUGCUUUCUUCUGGCUCUGGAGAGCGUCUUCCCCGUGGGGUGUUCCUCCUCUUUCGGGAAGGAAAGGCCAUUCCCAGCCACACAGACCGUGCUGGAGUGCGCGUGCCUUCCUCCAGCUCAUCUGCCGAUUUUAAUUCUCGGGCCCAACCGAAAAACACCGAGAGGUAAAACGUUGCCUCCCCACCCACCGUGGUCUGGAGGCUGGAGGAGAUUUUCUGUUCGACUCAGUACAGGCUGAGCUCUGUCCCGGCAAAUCCCCGUGCUGGAGCUGUGACCCCGUGACCCUCAGGACCCCAGGGUGUGGCUGCGCUUGGGCGUGGAGCUGUAGAGAUUGUGAAGCUAAAGCGAGGCCGUGCGCGUGGCCCUGACCCCGGGUGGCCGGCGUCCUUAUGAGAAGGGGAGACGGGGACGCAGCACACAGGACGACCAUGUGAGGACACGGAAUAUCGAGGACGCAGCACACAGGAUGACCAUGUGAGGAAUACGUCCUCUUCGCGCCAAGGAGAGAGCCUGGGUGUGAGACACUUUGCCCCCAGCACCAGAGGGAAUGGGCUCCCACUGUUUAAGCCGCCUGCCUGAGCAAACCCACACGGACCGCCUGGCAAGGCCUCGCUGGAGCCGCGGCCACAGCAGGGUUUCGUCCUGGUGCCCUGUGGCUGGGGGGAGGCGCGGGGCCGGCAGCGUUUGCACCGCACCACUGCCUGCAGGGCUGCCUUUGUCUUCCUGAGUUAUCUGUGUCCCGUUUGCCCUGAUAGGGAGAGAAAGACUCAAACACCCCGUCACAGAGGGAGACCUGCAUCUGUGCUGCAGGCAGCCUUGUUAGGGUCUGGUGCCGGUUCCCCGCCCUCCCUGGUGGAGAGACCAGACGUGAAAACACAGAACCCGCCCCAGCCCCGGCCUGCGGGAAAGAAGGGAAAGCACAGAACCCGCCCCAGCCCCGGCCUGCACAGAAAGCCGCGCUGUGCUGCCUGGGACCAGCCGAUCUUUGGCCUCUGACCUUCCAGUGAUGUCACAGCAGCCCCCUGGCAACAGCGCACCCAGCACCUCCUGACUACUCCCUGUGGGACGGCUGGGUGUGAGGGUGGCAGCCUUGCGCUUGGGCCGAGGCUGGGCUAGAGGAUGGAGAAGGACACGGGGAACACACACAGGAGGCACCGGCCCGGCCCCAGGGUCCUGCCCUUAGGAGUGGCCCUCGGGCACCUCAAGGCGGCCAGCGAGGCCUCUGAACUUCAGCGGAGCAGGAGUCUGGAAGGCCUGCAGCUCAAGAGGGACCCUCCCAGCCACCCUAGGAAGCCUCGCAAGGAGCCGGAGUCCGAAGAUCAAGGGAAAGACCCAAGCAGUAGCGGGGAAGAUGCCAGCUGUCAGGAAAACCUAGCACAAGACAAGAAGGAAAGCUUCGGCACCCUUGGGAAGCUGGGUCAUGAGAGUGGAAAACGGGACCCAGAGAGGGAGAAGAGCAACUCGGAGGCCAGCACGCAGGAGGCACGGGAAGGCGAGCACGCGGACGGAGGCUCGCAGGAGGCCAAGGAACAGGAGGCGGAGUCCAUAAAGCUAAAUGACCUUCAGGAAAAAGAGAAAGCAUCUGUGUUUGUGGAGAUUGACCUGGGAGACCAUGCUGAGGAGGUGGUCACCGAUGCCAAGAAGGAAGAGAAGCCGUCCCAGAUGGAUGUGGGAGAUCUGUCAGAAGACGAGUUUUAGCUGCAGACUUGAGUCCUGCAGGUGAUGGGAAGCUGUGCAUACAUGCUGGUGUCACAGCCAAGCCGGCUGCUCUCACAACGAGCCUCAGGCCCUGGGGCUGGGGCAGCCCUCGAAGAGAUGACCUGUGUCCCCAGGCUGGAUGCUGUGUAGGUCCAGGGAAGCCCCAAGACUUCCUGAGGCCCCGAGGCCCUCAGCCAUGAAGAGGGGUGUGGGGAGGGAAGACAUGUCUGGCCCAUUGAACGGGGCCAUGUGCCUAUAGUGUUUUAUUUUAAACAACACACGAAAAUACAAAAAGCAAUUGUCCAAAUGCCUACCACUCAGAACUAACAGUUUAUGAGUAUCUUGAUUUAUUACAGGUUUUUUUAAAAGGAUGAAUUGUUCUACUGGCUUUGUAAAACAGUCACAUGAUA